Messenger RNA from Beauveria bassiana ARSEF 2860, 2895 nucleotides. RefSeq lists its product as uncharacterized. Lineage: Eukaryota; Fungi; Ascomycota; Sordariomycetes; Hypocreales; Cordycipitaceae. The record is from RefSeq and is a predicted model, not a curated record. The transcript has a single exon. Bases 1 to 2895 code for a protein of 964 amino acids.
AUGACCACCGCUCCCCUCCCCAACUCUCCCUCCCGGCUCUUCGACGUCUACACCGACAAUGCCCCGAAGACCAAUCUCUCCCCGAUGCCGCGCGGCGGCUGCAAUUUCGUCGACCUGACGCCUGGCACCGCCGGCUCCCGCUGCGGCUGCCGACGCUUUUGGAAGCUUCAUACCGCCGAUAAUGCCGCGCCAAGCUCGGCCGGCUGGUGCAUGUGCAACCAUCACGCAUGCUACCACGACGACCGCGCUCCGGACGAAGCUCUCGCGCCGCCCCCGCCCACGCCCGUUACGGGUCAGGAGAACGAAAAGCCCAAACUCGCAGGGCGCCAACCUCUCAGUCCAGUCGUUGACUUCUCAUUCAAGGUGCCACCCGCCAUUCCUGGGCUCGACAUGGCCAAUCUAUCAGCGGGGCCUCCACCGCUUUCCUUCCUCAACGACUUUCCCGACGACACGGAGAUGAUGAAUGUACCCAACGUAGCUCCUCCCAUUGCCCCGUCCCUACCGGACACUCUCAAUUGGGCCGAUUUUGUCUAUUCAGACAAUGAGCCUAAUGCGCUACCCUCUAUACCACCUCAAUGCCUCUUCUCUCAAAAGACAGCCUCGACCACAUCCUCAGUACAAAACAAGUACCUCCGACCAUUCGCUGGCAGAGGCCUGCAUACACUUGCCACUGCAAAAGAACCCAAACAAUCACCGCUGCGUCAGACAACCAGGCCAAAUAGCCAAGCCACGCAGCAAGCUCCCGCUCAUGCGGAGCAGGCGCCUGGGACACCUAUGACUGGUGUUUCUACGAUAGUUGAGCCCCGUGUCUUGGAACGUGAUUUGGCUUCCAAGGAAGGCUUCAAGAAUUUGACUGACGCCUUGUCUGUUCAUGAGCAGCGGCUGGACAAGCUCGAAACGGGCUCUUUUGCUGCGACCGCUGCCCACGACGACUGUGUGGACAAGCACGAACAUCUUGACCUACGCGUUACCGAUCUAGAAGGGAAAGUGGAAGAGUUGGAGAAGCUUGCCAACGAUAAUGACACUGUCGCCAGCCGCCGGGAGCGCCAUGAUGACGAUGGAACUACGGCCAGUGUCAUAUCUGCUACUACCAGCACCACAACGCGUCCUGCUAAUGUGCGCGAGUUUACGAAUCAACUGCAGGCUCUUCAGACCCAAGUUUCACAAUUGCACUCCAUUCUACCCUCUGCCAGCCAACCGUGGGAGGUUGAGGUUGUCUUUCUGCCAUUUCCACUCAAGAAAGUAUGGCAAAACAUGCACCAAUUCAGACGAGAUUCUGCUCUCAGCAACGACGACUGGACCCAGGUACCACAAACCAACAGCGCCGCCCUGUUUCGGUCUCAGUCUCCCGUCUUUGGUGACUGGGCCACGCCGGACCACGAUGCCGAGUGGCUUCUGCCCAAGGCCUGCGGCGACAAGAGCGUCACCAACAAGCGCCUGCGCAGCCGCGGUCUCGUCAAAACCAUCUCUGUCCACGGGCCCGAUGCCCGCAGCGUGCAUAUGGCCCUUGUAUCGGCCUUUGGCAGCGUCUUCAGCGAGAUGCAGAUCCUACCGCGCCGCCAGGACACGGCAGACCCCCGCUACGAGCGCUUCAUUGGCCUGCAGUCGUCGUGGCUGCCCCUGCGCAAGAUUCACCGAGACUCGCGUCUCCGCUUCCUGAGCCCCGCGGAGAUGGUGACACCCGCGCUGUGGGAUGUACAGUUUCUCGGCUCCGUCAUGAUGCGGUCGUCUGAACCUAGAUUGUUCAUCACCCACCCGGACGCCUACCUGCAGGACUACGCCGCCUACGAGGCCGGCUGGACCUGGCAGCGUGUUCGCGAGCUGACGCGCGUGUACCCCGAUUUUGACGAUUCGCAGCAGGUGCCCGAGGCCGACGCCCUCGAGGAGCACUGGACUUGGAGCGACACCAUGGACGAGCCCCCCAACGUCAACACAUCGAUGAGUCUACGCCAGUCGCGGCCGCCCGCCACCAUCUCGCCCUCACACGCUCGCUUCCCGCUCAUUGAGCGCUGGCGAUCGCAGAGUCCCGCCGUCAUCCGCGAGCACUCGCCACUUGCCAACCACAACAACCGCUCCCGGUCGUCCUCUCGCCCACCGCAUGCCCACAGCGGCUCGGUUCCCGUGUCCGCCGCACGCCACCCGUCCGCUGAGAUUCAACGCCGCGUCUCUACCAACAGCCGACGUGCAUCCCCCGCUACACGCGUCAGCGUCGUCGGCGGCGGCAUCAUGAAGAAUGGACGCGGCACUCGUUCCCCCAGCCGCCCGCUGCAUACACCGCGCUGGACGCACUCUCCCAGUCCCAUGCCCUGGGGUGGCGGCGGCGCGCAGGACCGCCAGCCGGCACGCGGCAUGACGCCGUUUGCCUACGCCACGCCCUACAGCAACGCCCCCGCACCGCAGCCGCAGGAAAAUGGAUACCGCGCGCGCAGCGGCAGCGCGGUCCGCUUCGAGGUGCAUCAGCAGUAUUACCGCCACCGCAGCAGUAGCAGUCGUCCCGCGCCUGUUCCAAUGUUGAUUGACCAUGAUGAAGAGGGUGACAUUCAAAUUUAUAAUAGCGAGUCGGACGACGACUAUGAAGAGGACGAGGCUGAAGAAGAGGGGGACGCAGACAGCGUCGAUAUGGUGACGGAUGCGCAGCCACGCCAUCACCACCCGCUGCGGCUCUUACCGGGCUCUGGCUGGCCCGGCAUGCCUGAGGACGAGCCUUGGCCCGGCAUCGAAGAUGAAGUGCCGCGGUCCGGCGACGCGGAGAAUAUCGAUCCCGACGGUGGUGAUGGCGACGGCGGGCUGGGGGCGCAGAGCGACCAUAGCAGUCAGCCGAGCGAGUAUCCGAGCACGCAGCUGAUUAAGCAGGACGAGGACGAGGAGGAAGACUUUUUGAUUCAUGAGGAUUAG